AUAAAUUGACACCUAAAUCUGUUUCUGGCGCGCGUCCUUAUUAUGCUUUUAACAUCACCACAUCACAUCACAUACAUAGAAUACAGAAACAUUCAUUCACUUCUCUUCUUCUUCUUGCAUGGAUUCUCAUCAUAGUCAUAAUCAUUAAAUUAAAUAUUAAAUUAAAUCCAACACUUUCCAUGACCCACAAAACGCCGUCGUCAUGGUCACAGAUUCCAAACCUAUUCAACACCGUGGCCUCAUCGUCGGAAAUUACUGCCACGACAUCCUCCUCCACAACAACCUCGUAAUCGCCGAAACACUCGGCGGCGCCGCAUCCUUUAUCUCCACCGUCCUCGACUCCCUCUCUCUCCCCUUCCACCUCGUUUCAAAAGUGGGCCCCGACUUCGCCCACAACGCUCUCACAGCAAACCACCCCCCUCUCGUCGUCCCCACUUCCCUAACAACUCUCUUCCAAGCCCACUUCGGAUCGAACCACCCAGACCGGAUUUUAAACCGGGUCAAAUCAUGUGAUCCGAUUAGACCCUCGGAUCUUCCAUUCGGGUCGAGAUUCGGAUUCGGAAUGGCGGUUGGCGUAGGCGGGGAGAUUCUCCCGGAAACACUCGAAAGAAUGUUGGAGAUUUGCGAAGUUGUUUUCGUCGAUGUUCAGGGUUUGAUUCGUAGGUUCGAAGAUGAAGAAGGGCGCGUGAGACACGUGGGAUUAAAGGAAAGUGGAUUCUUUCACCUUUUACCGAGGAUUUCGUUUUUGAAAGCUUCUGAAGACGAGGCUUCGUUUUUGGAUUUAGAGGAAGUGAGAAAGUGGUGUUGCGUGGUGGUCACGCAUGGGAAGGAUGGGUGUGAGGUGUUUUGUAGAAAUGGGUGUUUGAGGGUUGAUCCUUUUGAGGCACGUCAGGUUGAUCCAACUGGUGCUGGUGAUUGUUUUCUUGGUGGCUUUGCUGCUGGGAUUGUGCAGGGUUUGGAUGUUUUUGAUGCUGCUUUGUUAGGGAACUUUUUUGGUUCUUUGGGUGUUGCACAAGUUGGACCACCUUCUCUUGAUUUGAGUUUGGUUCAGGUGGUUAAGGAAGAGAUGCAGAAAAGGAAAGUGCAGGACUCUCUUUGCUCAGAAAAAAUAGAUGAGUGUCUAUGUUUUCGGAUGCCACAUGAUCAAGAUCAAUUCUAUGCAUCUCUUGUUGCUGCCAAAGACAUAACUAUGUGUCAUAUUCAAGAAAAUGGGUGGAAUCUCGUGGGUUCUCACAAAGUGGUGGAGCAAAGCAAUGUGAAGGCAAGACUUGUAUUAAAUUCUGUCCAAAAGGAACCAAUUUCAAGUGUUGAUAGUGAACCCUAAUAUAUGGGUUGUUUGGAGCUUAAAAUCUCACUGAAAUUCUCCAGCACCCUCUUUAGGAUCUCAUCACUUGAAGUAAUAUUUCAUUUUAUGGUGUUCUUUGUACACCAAGUCUCAUGUAGCCUAAUUGUAGUUAUAGCAGUUCUAAAUUACUAAUAAAAUUGUUCUUUGAAAAAAAUAAUAAAGUAAUUGAAAUUCCAUUCAAGGCAUAUUCAUCUUUGUGUA
This is a messenger RNA of Cicer arietinum (chickpea), 1546 nucleotides long. Its product is annotated as inositol 3-kinase. Gene Ontology annotation, molecular function: kinase activity. The record is from RefSeq and is a predicted model, not a curated record. Gene Ontology annotation, biological process: myo-inositol hexakisphosphate biosynthetic process. Lineage: Eukaryota; Viridiplantae; Streptophyta; Magnoliopsida; Fabales; Fabaceae.